This is a messenger RNA of Alternaria postmessia, 1338 nucleotides long. RefSeq lists its product as uncharacterized. Gene Ontology annotation, molecular function: tRNA binding; ATP binding; phenylalanine-tRNA ligase activity. Gene Ontology annotation, cellular component: cytoplasm; mitochondrion. The transcript has a single exon. Gene Ontology annotation, biological process: phenylalanyl-tRNA aminoacylation. The record is from RefSeq and is a predicted model, not a curated record. NCBI's taxonomy places the organism in Eukaryota, Fungi, Ascomycota, Dothideomycetes, Pleosporales, Pleosporaceae. Bases 1 to 1338 code for a protein of 445 amino acids.
AUGAAUACCCCUUCAACAAUCCUUGACGCGGUAACAAGACGCCUGCAUCUGCAACCAGAUCACCCUUUGACCAUCACACGGAAACUCAUCGAGUCCCGGUUUCCAGGUUACAAGACUCAUAAUGACCUCUUUCCUAUCGUCACAACUGGACAAAAUUUCGACUCGCUUGGCUUCCCAUUAGACCACAUAGGUCGUAGUAGGACGGAUACAUACUACCUAAACAAGAACACUGUGCUACGAACACAUACUUCAGCGCAUCAAGCCGACACAUUCCGCAACAACGAGAGCGAGGGGUACCUCAUCAGUGCCGAUGUAUACCGAAGAGAUGCGAUUGACAGAAGUCAUUAUCCCGUGUUCCAUCAGAUGGAGGGAGCGCGAACUUGGGAUCGCCAACAAGCAGAAAGAGAAGGCAAGACACUGGCGCAAGUCAUCUGGGAUGAUGUGGAGAAGAUUCCUAAGCACAAUGUUGCAGUUGAAGAUCCAAAUCCUCCUUUUCAUGCUGAGCGCAACCCACUUCAAACAGGUCACUCAGCAGAAGAGGCCGAAGCCAUGGCAGCACAUCUUAAACGCAGUCUCGAAGAUAUGGUAGUUACGGUUUUCAAUGCUGCAAAGAGUGCUACAGAUACGGAAUCACCAAAUGAGCCACUGAAGGUACGAUGGGUAGAAGCCUACUUCCCCUUCACCUCGCCCUCGUGGGAACUCGAGGUCUUUUGGCAAGGCGAUUGGCUCGAAGUCCUCGGUUGUGGCAUCGUCUCACAACCCAUCUUGAACAACGCCUCGGUCCCUACACGCAUAGGCUGGGCUUUCGGUAUAGGUCUGGAACGCAUCGCUAUGUUGCUCUACUCUAUCCCAGACAUACGCCUGUUCUGGUCAAAGGACAAUCGGUUCUUAUCGCAAUUUAGUGAGCAGAAAACCAUGUGCCGCUUCGUGCCCUUCAGCAAACACCCUGCAUGUUUCAAGGAUGUAAGCUUCUGGUUGAGAAGUAGUUCUAACGCUGCUGGUGGAGCCGUAGCGGUUCAUCCACCUGCAGGAGGCAUGUCAAACAACACGCCCACAACAUCAUCCGGUGCACCAAUUCCACCAGCGGCUCCCGCGCCAUCAUCCUCCAGUUUCCAUGAAAAUGAUGUGAUGGAAAUCGCGCGAGAGGUCUGCGGUGAUCUAGUGGAAGAUGUGCGUCUCACGGAUGAAUUCGUGCAUCCCAAGACUGGACGCAAGAGCUUGUGCUAUCGCAUCAACUACCGCAGCCUGGAACGCACACUCACGAAUGAAGAGACUAAUGAGCUGCACGAGCGGCUGAGGGGCUUGCUUGUGGAGAGGCUGGGCAUUGAACUAAGAUAG